This is a messenger RNA of Penicillium oxalicum, 2712 nucleotides long. RefSeq names its product putative cell wall proline rich protein. The transcript has a single exon. The record is from RefSeq and is a predicted model, not a curated record. Bases 1 to 2712 code for a protein of 903 amino acids. Lineage: Eukaryota; Fungi; Ascomycota; Eurotiomycetes; Eurotiales; Aspergillaceae.
AUGGCCUCCAUUUCUCUUCCCCCACCGCAGCACCGGUCGGGCUUCUCGCAACACCUGGACUUCCCUCCGCCUCCAAUGAAUCCCGACCACUCGCGGCGCCUGACCAUGCCUGCUCCAUUGCCAAAUCCACCUUUUGUUUUUCCUGCACGCGACCCCGACCAUUCCUCUUCUCAGUCGACGCCGACACAACGUCGAACCCCGGCGGCACUCCCGGCUUUCUCCUUCAACCCAGGCGCGAGCAGUGCUUCCUUACAACCGCCGCCGGCCUUGGCUCCAGUUCCUCGGUCGGCUGGGCAUCGACGACGACACAGCGAAUUUGUCGGAAGCGAUCAACUCAUCACCCCAGGAAACGCAGAGUCCUUGCAGAAACAGGAAGAAUCGGCCACACCUGCCUCUGUUCCACUACUAACGGGACCACCAUCGGGACGGGGGCCCGGACGACGGCACCAUGCCCAUCGCCGAUCUGCAGCAAUCUCCGGAGUGGAUCUGUUGGCCAUUAACAAAGCGCUGAACACCAACCCAGCCGCAAGCGCACCGACGUUACCUGGAAACGCCUCGUUUGACGACUCCCCUUCGCGGCCUCUUUCAUACUCUGCCACGAGCCUUGGUCGUCCGACACCGCCAGCGUCGCCAAGAUUUCCGCCCGAGAUGUCCGUGCCUCCAGUGCCCCCAAUUCCAGCGGCAAUCCGCCUUGAACAUGCCCCUCCCUGCGUGAACGAGGACAACGGCCGACCAAUCUCUGCCGUAUCCCACCAAGCGUCCCCGAGUGCCCAAUUCGUCAAGUUUCACCAACAGCCGGAACCCUCAACACCCACACCCCAAGCCCCCAAUCGCGAGUCGAAGCAACGGCCGAAAACCGCCGAUGCGUUCAUGGCGUUUGAUUCUGCACAGAGCAAAAGAACCCCUGAGGUUUCUUCCGUGAAGCGCUCCAAAUCGACCGGUCACUCCCGCUUUAAGAAAAAUCGAUCCAUGGGCAAUCUCGAUACAGCUCUUGCGGUGCAUGGGGCGGACGACGGCCAUUCCACAUGCACGUCUCGCCCUUCGUAUUCGGAUGAUGGUUCUGACAUGAGUGACACCGACGAUGAGGGUGCUUCCCCUUCGGCCAAAAAGGCUCGCUCAAAGGCGAAGAAGAAGCAAAAGCGCAUCCGUUCUUGGGCCGGGGGAAUCCUGACCCGGAAAGUCAAGCGCCAUGGGAAAGCCGAUGCGGAUCUGAAAUCUGAGAAGAAGGGUAAACCCCCAGCGCUGACCCCGCCAACUCUGACCCGCACCAACUCCGAAGUCGGGUCGAUGCUGGAGGUUGAUUUUGAUAAUGACGAUGUUGUUGUACUUCGCACCCCGACCAACACUGAUGCUCCCGUCUCGGCGGCGGAACGCGCCAAAGACGAAUCACCUGCUCCGCUCCCCUCGCUGGAAACUGCCUGGAAACCUCGUAGUUUCUACGAACAGAAUGUUGAAUCCCAUGAGGACACCCUGACCAGUCCCAUCAUUGAUUUGGACGCCGCGCUCGGUCCAUUCAACACCCCCGGUGAUAAUCGCCAGCCUCGGGGCACACCAAGCAAAUUCCAUUUGGCCACUCAGCGGAUGUACAGCGGUGGUCGGCGGGGCGAGUUUGUGGGACCAGAAAUGCGUUAUCACCGGCGCACCGAAAGCGCUCCAGUCAUGCCUCCAUUUGACCGGAGCGCUCUUGGCGCAGUCCGUCUCACCGGCCCAUCGGCCAUGGACACCCCUGAUGUCUUUUACGAAGAGGACGAGGAUGCCUUCCUGGCCGCCAACCAAUCUCCAAAGUCCGAAUUGGCCUCGUCGGCUCCUGUUCAGAGCGCCAUGCCCGAGGCGCUCGACAAUGCCUCCUCUCCCGUCGAAGACGAUCCCCAAUCCGACAUGAGCGAGGACUCGGCCGAGACCAUGACCCAGGCUUCUGAACCUGCGGCUCUGAAGCCGACCGGGUUGGGGAUCCAGGCAGAUGAGCAACUGUCCAACGAGAUCGAGGUGCACUUGUCGGGUUCUGCUGCGGAUGAGAUUGCCGCAAGCACCAUGCAUGCUGCUCCCAAUCCCUUCUCGGUGCAACCGCGCACCCCCGUGGAUAUUGCGCAAUCUGAAGAGUGCACAAUAGACGCAAUGUGCCCUCCUAGCCCCGAAAUGUCUCCGCGGUUUCUGUCCAUCGACAAGCGCCCGGCCACAUCUCCGCAGGAAUUGCUCCAGGGUGUCCCACCUUUGUCGCUCUCUGCGGGAGUGUCGCCGUCCGAGUGUUCUUUCCCGUCGCCCGAUGUGGCACGAUUCAAUGAUCGCGCCUUCUCCUCUCACUCCUACCAUCACCUCCCAUCGGAGUAUCCCUAUGCUUCGGUCGAUGAUGUGCCUUCUCUUACCAGUAGUGCAUCCACGAUGACCGGUACCAUGCAUCGUUUCUCUGGCACCUUUCUCCCUCGAGUACGAUUGUCCACUGAUCGAGCCGCAUCGUUCUCUGCCGCAGUCCACCGACGGAGCAGUCAAGCCAACAGUUCUAAACGCUCUAGCUUGGUCAGCCUGUCCAAACUCGUCGGUGGAUCUCAUUCUGAGCGCAGUAAACUGUCUCAAGAAGAGAAACCCCCGGGAGACCCUCCCGAGAAGAUCAAAAAGAAGCACCGCAUCAGUCGUUUGAUGCAUUUUUGGAAGGUGAAGGACAAGGAGAAACAUACUGUCCCGGUCGUGUCUUCCGAUCGGUCUAUUCAAGAGUAG